This is a messenger RNA of Leptopilina heterotoma, 2108 nucleotides long. RefSeq lists its product as uncharacterized. The record is from RefSeq and is a predicted model, not a curated record. The coding region runs from base 414 to 1409 and encodes 331 amino acids. The transcript has 4 exons. Lineage: Eukaryota; Metazoa; Arthropoda; Insecta; Hymenoptera; Figitidae.
AUAAACAAAUUGAAAUUUAUUUGUCCCUAAUGCAUGAUAAAUGAUUUUAUUAAAGAUUUUUGUUUUUGUUAAAUUUGAAAAGAAUUGAAUUUCGUCGCCAAUUUUUAUAUUGGUAAACCUGAUUCUGUCAUAUGUGCUAUAUUCACGUUAUACGUUUUUACGCUGACAUUGGAUUGUAUCUUUACCUCCUUUAGGCAUUUUUGUUUGGAAAUUGUUUUGAUUAGAGUGAUUAGAGUUAAUUGAUUAAUUGGAUUACAUAAAAAAAAUAUGUAUUGUUGUACUCUGCAUUAUUGUAAUUAAUGGAAACUACUUUAAAUUGUCUUGGUUAUAAGAAAAUUUAAUCGUCUUCAAUAAUAAUAGUAAGACAAUUAGUUGUAAUUAUAACCUUAAAAUUACAAAUAAUUACAUAAAACAUGCAAAACAACAAAAAAUAUUUGUUUAAUCGCAUUGGAACUGUCUCCGAUAUGAUUGGAUUGGAUAAAGCGGAAAUAGAAUUUGAAUUAAACAACAAAAUUGAAAAAGCUUUAUUAUGGAAGAACAAAUUUUUCUAUUAUGGAAAACACGUUCCAGAAAGUGAACAUCUCACUGAUUAUAUUAUUGUUGGAUCCAAGGUAGUAUUUUCGUGCCAUGUGUUAAAUAAUCAAGAAAACAAUGAUGGUCAAACAGUUUGGUACAUUGUAAUAUGCCAAAAUUACGAAGAAAAAGUCAAUAAACAAUUAAAUUUAAAAACUGGUCUUGUAAAUAUUUCUGGAUGCAUUCGUGAUGUUCAAAAAAGACAUGGUGUUCUUUAUACGGAUCAUAAUUCAGAAAUGGUUUAUUUUCUAGCAAGUAAAUAUUACAUCGAUGGUAAAAGACUUCCAUCGUCUAGAUCUCUCAAUGAAGUUUUACAAGUAAACGAUAUCGUAUUUUUUGAUGCAAUUCCAUGCAUUCCCGAAGAAAACGAGUUUCUUUGCAAUUGGUUUGCGAUUCUUGUUUUUAGAGGAAAACGUCCAGAUGAAAAGCCUAAACCACAAAAAUCCUACAUCUACGAUUGCAUAAGUCGAUGUACAAAUGAAGCUCGAACAGUAUUUUUCUUUGGAACUGGAACUAUUAUAAACAUCUUCAACGAAGAUUUAGGAAUAAUACUGGGACAGUUCCGAGUGAAUCAAUUUCAAACAGUAUUAUUUCAUCGAAAAAAUGCUUUCCUUUUUAAAAUAUGCUUGGCUAAUGUGGACUUAAAUCAAAUUUUCGUCGAAGGAGACAGUGUCAAUUUUAUUGCCGUGGGAGCACCAGAGGGCUUUGUAACUGAUUGGGUUGCUAUUCAGGUAUCAGUUUUUACGAAUUCAGAAAAGGACAAAAAAUUCUUGUGUUAUCAAAGAAAACUGUCACUGGAAAAUGGUAACAAUAUCCAUCUCGCUUCUUACAAAUAAAUUUAAAACGAAAAAUGAAUAACAAAAAUUAUACUACUGUUCAAUAUCGAUUUGAUAAAUCAAAGCGUGAUAACUAUUAGAUAUUAAGCGUAAAGCAUUUAUUAUUAACGAGUAAUAAGUAUUUGUAAAGUUUAAAGUUGACUUCCAUACUCAAAACGAGUAUUUGGAAUAUAUUUUAUAUAUUCAAAUGUGUGAUAUAUCAUUGAUUGUUAAGAAAUGUCGUUAAAACUUGCUGUUUCAUAAAGUGAGAUUUAAGAAGUUUAUAAAAAUAUAUUAAUUAAUAAUAGUUAAUUAUUAUAUAUUGAUUGAUAAUGAUUAAUCAAUAAAUAGUUAUUAUUAUUAUUUAACUAAUUAACGUGAAUAAAUAAUAAUUAUAACAAUUAUUAUUAUCAAUUAUAUAUUCAAAUUAUUUAUAUUAGUUAAUGGUUAAACAACCUAUUCAUUUUCAAGAGUGUGUCAAUUUAUUGAUGAAAUUUUAAUGCGGUCUAAUAAAAGUACAAAAGAGUGAAACAAUAAAAUGUUUAUAUUUAACUUAGAUAUUUAGGCCUAAAAUUACAUUCACUAUUUUGAAAAGAUUUUUCAAAUUUAUAUACUAUUUGUACUACUGAUGUUCUUCUAUUAAAAAAACAUUAACACUUAAACUCUUCAUGGAAUUAUUUUUGUUAAAAAAUGUAAUAUUUACUCAAUACUUUCUAUAUA